Molecule: messenger RNA, 6077 nt
Organism: Camelus dromedarius (Arabian camel)
Lineage: Eukaryota; Metazoa; Chordata; Mammalia; Artiodactyla; Camelidae
Gene: SSTR3
Product: somatostatin receptor 3
Exons: 2
Coding region: 2416-3687 (423 amino acids)
Biological process (GO): neuropeptide signaling pathway
Cellular component (GO): neuron projection; plasma membrane
Molecular function (GO): neuropeptide binding; somatostatin receptor activity
Source: RefSeq, a predicted model, not a curated record
CUGAGCCUCUCUGAGCCUCAAAUUCCUCCUCUCUAAAAAGCCUCCCUCUUGGGCUUGGUGAGGAUCUCAUGGAUGUGAGUCCGAGGCCUCUGCCCGGGAGCGCCCUCCCACCUGGCUGGGGCUUCUUCUCGCUGAACUGCUUGGUCUGCUCCCAUUUGCAGAUGUCCUGGGUGCCAUGUUAGGCGCUGGGGUUACAGAAAUAAAUAACUCAGGGUCCUGCACCCAAGAACCGACACUCUAGAGGGGAAGGGGUGGGAGACAGACAAACGGAGAAUGACUGGGGUGUCUCGCAUCCCUGAGGGGCCGUCCUGAAUUGCUGUGGGGCUCAAGACAGCCAUUCACCCUCUCUGGACCUCUGUUCCCUCUGGAACAGUCCUCUGAAGAGUCCGCCCCCGGCUUCCAGGCAAGCUUGUGCCAAAGAUAAACCAGACAGGGAGAAAAAGGCCCUCCUCCCCAAAGGAUGAACUAAAUCAUGCACAGUGUUCCGGCUCCUUAAAGAAAAGACGGCAUCUAAAUUGCGGGUCUGACCUACGCCCAUGGAAAGCUGUAAUUUCCUCGCUUCUGGCACUCCGACCCGUUAAACUUUGAUGGGGAAGAUGAGCCCAGAUAAGGGUGCAGGAAGGGAGUCUUCCAGGGGGGCCAGGGGCUCUGGAGGGGCUAUUUCAUUCUUCUGAACAAAGGCAGGGCCUGGCUGGUACACUGCGUUCCCAUGGCCAUGAGUGUUAGCACGUGUUCGUGUGAGUGGGUACACACGUGUGUGCCUGAGCUGGAGGGGCUGUGCUCAGAGCUUACCCUCAGGCUUUGCCGGGGGGCAUCUGUCCCUGCAGCCUGGAAAUUAGGUUUGCCUGGCUCACUGCUCCUCUCCGGGGAGCCUGGUGCUCCCCUCCCUCCUCCAGCCCUGGGUUGUGAUUGGCCGCCUGGCGAGGAUGCUAUAAAGGGGAUCUGCACACAGGGAGGCGAAUCAGAUGGAUGGGUGACGUAGGGCUCCCUGGCUGAGGAGGUCUGGACUGUAAGGUCCCAGGUUCACAAUUCCAGGUCUAAAGAAGGCUGAUUCCAGCAUUCUGGAAUUCUGACCUUUUCCAAUUCAAAGACACAGAGUCUAAAAAUCUAUGACUCUACAACUCAGUUCUAAGAUUCUAAAAUUCUAUUUUUAGGUCUCUAAGUGUCUAGGGAUUUGGGUCCAUGAUCUUAAUAGUUCAAGAGUCUGAGAAGCAGUGAGGAGAGCUCUGAAUAGACUGGUGGGAGGCGUGGAUGCCAGCUGGGGGCCCUGACCAGCUAUGACACUUAGAUGAGUGCCUUCUUCAGGACUGGCCUCAAUCCACCCACCUGUGAAGUGGAGGGGUGGGGGAUGGUCUUAAGAAUCCUCGCAGCUUUGCCCCUUCCUAGCUGUGUGACCAGAGUGCAUGGCCUCAACUCUGUUCUUUGUCUGUAUUGUGGGGACAACACUAGUGCCUCAUGAAACCCUGUAGGACGGUGCACAUCACUCCUUAGCCUGGAACUUGACAGUCAGGGCUCAGUGACAAGGGGCUGGCAGCACUGUUGGGAUCCUAUGAGUGCACUGUCGACUGCUCCUCCCUUAGUGCCUGGGGUGAGGGUGGGUUGAGGGCUCUCAUCAGGCACGGAAGAGCCCGGAGGGGAUGCUCUGAGCCUGGCCAGCCUGCGGAACCAUCAGGAGGAGCCAGGGCCAAGGGGUUCUUUGCCACUCUUGGCGUUGCCUCUCCUGGCUCUUGAAGCCCCUGGAAGCCCCAGGUCAUUGCGCAGGAUCAACCAGGCACGCUCACUUACUAGAAGCAUUUCCUCUGAGUUGGGGCACCUCCCCUUUCCAGGAGGUUCACAUCUGAAAAGUGAUGUCCAAACAGGGCAAUGCGGACCACAGGUCCCACUGGAGGCACUUCAGAUCCAGUGUUGGGGCAGGAGGAUGUUGGAGAAAGGAGCCUCUGAGAGCCUUCUUUUUCCUUUGGAGUCUCUGUAGGAAGAGUCAGGGCAGCCAGCCUGCAGGAGACUGGUGACGAGGGGGUCAUUGGAAAGAGGGGAGGAGGUCUAGGCCCCAGAGGAAGCUCCAUCUUUUAGCCUCGGCCUCUAACUGGGUUUCCUGAGGUUCUGCUGAGGGAGGCUAGCAAAUCCUGAGGUAGGGAACCUCUCGUAGCAGGGCAUGAAUUUCCACAGUCAGCAAUCCAUCCUCCCUUUGCAACCAGAUUUGUCCACCCAGGUUCCUCUGAUUCCCUCAAUGCCUCAAACAUGGAUGCAGAGCUUGUGCUUGUGUGAAAGGGAUGAGGAAAAGGGCCAGAACUGAAUCCUGGCAUCUCCACACUUGAGGAGAGUCAAGUCCAGCAGGGGAGCCAGGAGGAGUCCCAGCUCCUCAUCACACACGGGAAGUGUGGCCAGUAGCUGACUGCUGACCACCCUCCCUUGGCCAUGGACACCCCUGGCUCUCCUUCUCUGGUACCCACGACCUCGGACCCUGGGAACACCUCCUCGGCCUGGUCCCUGGAUGCCGUCCUUGGAAACGCAUCUGCAGUGCCGAGCGCAGCAGGGCUGGCUGUCAGCGGCAUUCUGAUCCCAUUGGUCUACUUGGUGGUGUGCGUGGUGGGCCUGCUGGGUAACUCACUGGUCAUCUACGUGGUCCUGCGCCAGACGGCCAGCCCGUCCGUCACCAGCAUCUACAUCCUCAACCUGGCACUGGCUGACGAGCUCUUCAUGCUGGGGCUGCCUUUCCUGGCUGCUCAGAAUGCCCUGUCCUACUGGCCCUUUGGCUCCCUCAUGUGCCGCCUGGUCAUGGCAGUGGACGGCAUCAACCAGUUCACCAGCAUCUUCUGCCUCACCGUCAUGAGCGUGGACCGCUACCUGGCGGUGGUGCAUCCUACCCGCUCAGCCCGCUGGCGCACGGCGCCUGUGGCCCGCACGGUCAGUGCGGCCGUCUGGGUGGCUUCGGCCGUGGUGGUGCUACCCGUGGUGGUCUUCUCUGGUGUGCCCCGUGGCAUGAGCACCUGCCACAUGCAGUGGCCCGAGCCAGCAGCAGCCUGGAGGGCUGGCUUCAUCAUCUACACAGCCGCACUGGGCUUCUUUGGGCCACUGCUGGUCAUCUGCCUCUGCUACCUGCUCAUUGUGGUCAAGGUGCGCUCAGCUGGGCGGCGGGUGCGGGCACCUUCGUGCCAGCGGCGGCGGCACUCGGAACGCAGGGUCACACGCAUGGUGGUGGCCGUGGUGGCGCUCUUCGUCCUCUGCUGGAUGCCCUUCUAUGUGCUCAAUAUCAUCAACGUGGUGUGCCCACUGCCCGAGGAGCCCGCCUUCUUUGGCCUCUACUUCCUGGUGGUGGCACUGCCCUAUGCCAACAGCUGCGCCAACCCCAUCCUUUACGGCUUCCUCUCCUACCGCUUCAAGCAGGGCUUCCGCAGGGUCCUGCUGCGGCCUUCCCGCCGUGUGCGCAACCAGGAACCUCCUGUGGGGCCUCCAGAGAAGACUGAGGAGGAGGACCAUGAGGAAGAGGAUGGGAGUGGUGAUAGGAAGGAGGGGGCAGGGAAGCAGGGGGAGAAGGAGAUGAAUGGCCGGGUCAGCCAGAUCACACAGCCUGGUUCCAGCGGGCAGGAGCAGCCACCCAGCGGCACCGCCAGCAAGGAGCAUCAAUUCCUCCCCCAGGAGCCCUCAGCUGGGGAAAAGUCGGGCACGCUGCACAUCAGCUAUCUGUAGGAGACUGAGAAGGGCCAGGGUAGCCCGAGGACAGGGCAAAUGUGGGUGCGCUAGGGCAUGCUGCCCAAGGUGCCAGGGGCCCGUGAUGGGAUGUUUGGAGGCCUGGGCUCUGAUCCCAUUGCUGCCGAGACUUGCUGUGUGACCUCAGAUAGGUCACUUUCCCUCUCUGGGCCGCAUGUUCUCUGUGACUCAGGGAUGGGCGAUAUCCUCCUGGACGAGCUUUAUCAGAUGAGAAGUCUGGAGGGGCACCCCUGCUGGGCUGAUCUUUCUGAGUAGGGCCAGGUUAAAGGGGUAAGUGCAGACUGGCCUUCCCCUUCGGAGACAGAGCAUCCUGGUGCAGCAGCCUGAAUCUUGGCCCUCAGAGGGAUAAACCAAGGCCUGGAUUUCCUGGGCUCAGAGUCAAGUUCACAAAGGAGGGAUUGGGGCCCCAGGUUCAUGGGGAGAUUCACUGCGGCCCCGAAUAGAAGAAAGUAUUUUCUGGCAGGAAGGAGGGGCUGCUCAGGCCCCACAUCUGCCCUCCUCCUCUUGCUGCAAGGCCGUGGGCCGGCUCUUCUCCUCUCUGGGCCUCUGGCCUUACCCGCUGACCAACCCAGCAACCCCCAGGCCCUCUUGGUCCAGAUGGUCAGUGCCAGGACUCCUGCAUUCCUGGACAGGAGGAGAAGAGGUAGAUCUUCCAGGAAGCUAAUUAAGCCCAGCUUCAAGGUUCCUGACUGCGUGGGCCCCUCUGAGGCCCUGAGUUGAAUUUUGUACUUGUAAAUUUGUAUCCCAUUUCUCAAAGAGGGACCUCAACUUGCUCAAACUUAGGCCACCCAAAGCCUAGCUCAAGCCCUGUUGGGGGCAGCUGACCAAUUCUCAAAGCAGCUCGCUCUGUGUCCUGUGGCUUGAGAGGGUCUCUGGGUCUUUGAGGGCUGCAGGAUCCUCCUUAUAGGAAAAUCCUCCCUGUCCCUCCCUCCCAGUUACGAAGGCAGGGACCUGGCCCAAGCAGGCUGGCGUGGAAAGGCAGAGUGUCUAAACAGGGCUGAGAGGAAAAGGCAGAUGAUGGCGAAGGGAGAGAAGGGAGAAGAAGGAGGACAAGAAGGAGGUGGAGACCAGAUCUGUCCCAUGACCUUGGAGCCGACCUUGGCCCCUCUGGGCAGAGCUCAGUUGCAGCAUCCAUGAAACUGGAUCGCUGGUGCCUGACCUGAUCUGAUCAGCCUCAAGGAAAAGAUGCCAUCAGGGUGGAACAGCAAAUGCUCUGAAAGGUAUGGGGCCAGGCCCGUUGGGGGCCCGCAGUGCUGGUAAGAAGGGCUGGGUGUUGAUGGAAGCCUGGGGGCAGAGCUGGGAAGCAGGGCCUGGCUCCCUGGAGAGGUUAGGAGGAGUGGUGUGGCUCCAGCAGGCUUCUGUAUUCCCUAGGGCGACAGGUUGGGAAGGCCCAAGGAAGACAAGACUAGAGGAGUCUGGAGGGAGACCAUAGGGAGAGGCCACUGUGCAAGGCUGGGCCUGGACUCCCUCUCAGCGGCGACCCCUUAGAGCCCCAGCAAGACUGGUCUUGGGGACGGUGGUACCUCUGGCUAAAUCCCUCAACCCGCGGCCCCACAGAGGGUAGGAUGUCCUCAGGGAACGCGUGUGAACCACACGUUGGGGGACCUAGAUCUUUAGCUCACCUCUGGAUCCUGUCUAGCCUUGACCUCUCUGGGCUUCAGUUUCCCCAACAUAAAAUGGAAGUGGUUGUCCCAGCUUGCCUGCCUCCUGGGAUUUGGGAAGAAAAUGAGUCAUUUGGGGGCACUGCCAGGCUCACUACAAUGGGUGGGGGUAGGGCAUAGCAGAUUACAAAGUGGAAGCAGCCCCCUGCCAGGCAUGGCCUUCACCUCCUUCUCCUUCAACAAGUGGCCUCUCUGUCUCCAGCUCUUGCGGGUGAGGACACAGCAGGACAUGAGAAAGGGGGAGUUGGGGGUCAGAGACCAAGGAUCAGGGAGGCAGGGCGUGGGGUAGAGUGAGGGCCUCUCAGGGGGAAGGAAGUUUACAAAAUCGAGCUUGUGUGGCGGUUGGAGGCUGGAGGCCCAGUCCUCAGUCUGGGGUUCCCCUCAGGAGGAUCUGGGGGUCUGACGGAAGAGGGCCCCUGGCAUUCCAGCAUGCCCUGCUUUCCUGAUUCCUAGGGCAAGUGAGCCUGUUCCACAAGGGUGGCUGGGAGGCCCCUUAGGGAAAUCCUUUGCUGUUUCUGACCCCAGCUUUUGUCAAUAAAGAUGGUAACACAUGACAACUGGCCUGGGCCAAUUUCUCUGCCAGGCGCUGUGUGUUAGAUCAGUGUGCUUGAGUGGGGGUGUGUACAGGCACCCAUCUUCAUCAGGAUGCUCCUGUCUCUCAUCGCUGCAUGACCAGACCUCCUUGUAUAUAGCCUUCCAUAGUCCUGG